This is a messenger RNA of Eleginops maclovinus (Patagonian blennie), 1407 nucleotides long. It is a transcript of the gene fgf1a, whose product is annotated as fibroblast growth factor 1a. The record is from RefSeq and is a predicted model, not a curated record. NCBI's taxonomy places the organism in Eukaryota, Metazoa, Chordata, Actinopteri, Perciformes, Eleginopidae. Gene Ontology annotation, molecular function: growth factor activity; fibroblast growth factor receptor binding. The transcript is spliced from 3 exons. Bases 97 to 552 code for a protein of 151 amino acids. Gene Ontology annotation, cellular component: cytoplasm; nucleus. Gene Ontology annotation, biological process: positive regulation of gene expression; animal organ morphogenesis; positive regulation of epithelial cell proliferation.
ACCUGACCACUGCAGGGGAGCGAGCCCGCUGAUUCUUCUCACAGAAACACAAACUUCUGCAGAAACCUUCCUGUUGAUUCCUCAGCUGUGGUUCCUAUGAACGGGAUGACGGAUGAGGACAUGUUUGUAUCAGAGGAGGCGCAGGCGGUGGACUGCAGGCGGCUGACUCGGCUGUACUGCAUGAAUGGCGGACAUCACCUCCAGAUCCUCCCCGAGGGGACCGUGCAGGGCCAGAGGGAGGAAAGGGACGUGCACAUUGUUUUGAAGCUCAAAGCUGUGGACAGAGGAGUGGUGGUUAUCGAAGGAACAGAGGCAGGGCGAUACUUGGCCAUGAGCGACGAGGGCAGUUUGUACAGCUCACCCACAGUGACUGAUGAGUGUUAUUUCCUGGAGAAGUUGGAGGAGAACCACUACAACACAUACAUGCCUCAGAAAUAUCAGGAAAGGAAAUGGUAUGUAGCGCUGAAAAAGAACGGCAAACCUAAACUGGGUCCAAGAACUCACAUCGGACAGAAGGCCGUCUUCUUCCUGCCCCGACAGCUGUGUGACUGAGCGAAGACACUCAACACACACUGCAACUCAGCCUGAACGAAUGUGAAGCUGCCCAGAGUAGACUUUAUUUCACUAACAGCACCAGAACCAGUCCUGAAGGAGUGGUGUGAAAAUGCUUGAUGAGGUGGAGGCAAAGCUGCAAAGUCAUUUAUUGCUAAUGUUAUGCAUAACCAGCUAAAGCUAAAAGACUGCAUGUUGUCCACUAAUUAUACUUUAGUUGGCAGCAGGGCAUUUCUUAAUAUAGAAGAAAAUGCAAAAAGUAAACAGUAUAAUAAUAUUCAUAUUAAUAAUAAUAAUAAACCAGUAUUAAAUGACUGAUUAAAUCUGAAUGUGUGGUUCUCAAAGUGAGCGACAUUUGAGAUGAUUUUAAAUGGGAAGGGACAAACACUAAGCAAUAAUAUAUAUUGUAAUACUAUACUUAUUAUAAAUGUCCCAUUUUCUCAUAAACUACUCCACUUACUUGAAUGGAAAAUGAUUGUAACCCAGUGAUUGAGAAUGUUGUUCGACUUUUGGAAGUCAUGCUAUGAAUGUUUUCUGUUUGGGAAAAUAUUCUCAAGCUUCAGAUAUCUUUAUCUAUACAUCAGUGUCCCAUUUUGCACACGUACAUCAUGUCUUGUGAUUGAACUGUUUGUAAAUAAACUACUAACAAUGUGCUAACUAAUUCAUGUUUCUGCAUCAACACUUUGGGAUGAUAAACAGGAAAACUAUCAACAACUUGAAACUGUGUCACAAAGAAAGAUGAAACACUUAUUUUUUUUAAUCUCCAGCAGUUUCAUUUUGCUGCUCCAAUGUGAAGAAUCCCACACUGCACAUUAAACAGAUGUAAAGCUGUCACUCAGCUGCAAUGUUGUGCCA